Punctularia strigosozonata HHB-11173 SS5 is the source of this 801-nucleotide messenger RNA. Its product is annotated as WD40 repeat-like protein. The transcript has a single exon. The annotation marks the transcript as partial. The record is from RefSeq and is a predicted model, not a curated record. NCBI's taxonomy places the organism in Eukaryota, Fungi, Basidiomycota, Agaricomycetes, Corticiales, Punctulariaceae. Gene Ontology annotation, molecular function: protein binding.
CGACUCUCAUCCACGUCGUCAGGGCUGUACAAGACUGUAGGAGGCCACCUCAGCGCCGUGUAUUCUGUAUCUGUAUCUUCCGAUGGCUCGCGAAUCGCCUCGGGUUCCGCUGGCAACACAAUCCGACUCUGGAACGCAGACAUCGGGUGGGAGGCUUGCGAGCCGUUACAAGGGCACACCGGCGAUGUUUACUCGGUGUCGUUCUCCCCUGACGGGAGGCGCCUUGCCUCGGCCUCCGGUGACGGGACGAUCCGUCUUUGGGACGUACAGACAGGUCAACAAGUUGGCGAACCGCUUCGAGGGCACACGUACUGGGUUCGAUGCCUCGCCUUCUCACCGGACGGUACCCGUAUCGUCUCCGGCUCGUCCGAUGACACGCUUCGACUUUGGGACGUUCAAACGGGACGAGUAAUUGGCGAGCCCUUGCGAGGACACUCGAACUGGGUCCGGACCGUCGCUUUCUCGCCCGAUGGGAAGCAUAUCGCCUCUGGAUCGAGCGACAAGACGAUCCGACUUUGGGAUGCCGAGACAGGCAAAUCAGUCGGAGAGCCACUGCUAGGCCACGAUCACUGGGUUCGUUCUGUUGCCUAUUCUCCCGACGGCACGCGCAUUGUUUCCGGAUCCCAGGAUAAGACCAUCCGGGUCUGGGACGUGCAGACGAGACAGACGGUACUGGGACCGUUGCGAGAGCACGAACACGAGGUCUUCAGCGUAUCUUUUUCACCGGAUGGUCAGCACAUCGUCUCCGGUUCCUACGGGGGCAUGAUCCGAAUAUGGGACGCGCACUCGGGACAGACUGUG